AUGAGCAAGUCCCAUAGAUAAGAAGUAGAGUAAGUACUUGGUAAUCAAAGAGAUUAGUUUUAAUAAGAAUAUAACGAGGAUUAAGACGAUCUUGAUGCUGUAGAAUUAGACGAUUAGUUUAAAAAUGAUGCUUAGUAUAAAGAACUCAUUGGAGGUCUUAAAAGUGAUCAACCUAUUAUUGGUAAAAAAUCAAGUAGAAAUUUAGAAGAUCUCCCCAAAUAUAAGGGAAAAAAAGUAACACGUAAAGAAAUGGAAGAAAUUGAUCAAUAAGAUUUAAUGAUUAGUGAUUCAGAAUUAGAAGAUGAUGAUGAAGAAGAAGAUAAUGAUGUUGAUAACUCCAGCUAGUAAAGCUAGUAAGAUUAAGAUUCAGAAUAAAGUGAAGAUGAUAAUGAAGAAGAAUCUGAAGAUGAAAAGCCUAAAGUUAUUAAAAAUAAAUCAAAUGGAAAAAGAAAAUUAAGUAAAGAAUUAAAUGAUAGCGAAGAAGAAUCAGGACAUGAAGAAGAAGGAGAUGACGAUGAUGAAGAAUCAAAACACUUGAAAAAAAUAGCUAAAAAACUUGUUGAAUAAAAGAAAAAUAAGACUUAUUUGCAAGAUUAAAUGAAUGUUGAUGAUAUUAUUGAUGAGAUAGAUUAAGAAGAUUAAGACCUUAAAUAAGAAACUCAAAAAUAGCAAGAUGAUGAGAUGCAAAAGGCUAAGGCUGUCAGAUAAUAAAUAUAACUUUGGAAAGAACUUGUGUUUGUAAGAUUUAACAUGCAUAAAAACUUAGAAUUGGUUAAGAAGCUUCCUAGCCCUUAAGAUAUCGGUGGAUUUGACUCUAAGGAAAAUAAUCAAAAUAAAAAAUACUUAGAAUUAAAUAUUUUAAGAAAUAUUGAUUUAAUAUAAAAAAUAAGAGGAAACCUUACAGAAAAAGCUAAUGGCCCUAAAGAUCGUAUCUUAAGAAAAAACAAUAUAAAGUUAUUGUAAAAGUUUAUCAAUCACAAUAAUAUUGUAAGAGAUCAGUAUGAAAAUGAAAAUGAAUUAAACAUUAAAAGUAUGUGGUAGUAAUUUGAGGAAUCUUUUGACAACAUGCACAAUUGGAUGGAAGAAAAUAUCCUUAAGUGGAGUCAAAAAACUUAACUUUUAAACUCAAUUAAUUUAAAACGUAAUGGAAUGAGUGCUCUUAUUCAUACUCCUAUUGGAUAAACAUAGAAAGCCAUGUAGCAAAUUGAUAAUCUUAUUUAUAAAAGCUAGCUUAAGCGUACAUCAUUUAGAAUUUUAGGUAGGGACAUUUCUAAUGUACAAAAAGAAACUGACCAAGAAAUAUUUGAUGAUAGUGAUUUAUAUCAUGAGCUAUUAAAGGAAUACAUGACAGAAAUAGAAGAAAAUAAAGAAGUAGGCGAAGACGGGUUAUUAUUUGAUUCUACAAGACUUUAUCUUUUAGAAAGAAAACUCAAGCAAUAAGAAAAGAAGUAAAAAAUAGUUGAUAGAAGAGCUUCAAAAUCUAGAAAGAUCCGCUUUGAUGUUCACUAAAAAUUAGUUAACUUUAUGAAUCCCAUAGAUAAUAAAGAAUUACUUGAAGGACGUAAUGAAAUCAUAAAAUGUUUAUUCGGUAAAUUCGAAAAUGAAGAAGAAGAAAACUAAUAAUAACAAAAUGAAAGCAAUGAAAAUGGUAGUAAAAAUAAAGCAAACGGAAAAUCUACAGACCUCAAAGAAGAACCUUCCUUAAAUAAAAAACGCAAACUAGGUUCUUCUAAAAGUAAAAAUAUUUAAAAUAAUGAUGACGAUGACGUAUAACUAAUUUGA
Tetrahymena thermophila SB210 is the source of this 1782-nucleotide messenger RNA. RefSeq names its product apoptosis antagonizing transcription factor. Lineage: Eukaryota; Ciliophora; Oligohymenophorea; Hymenostomatida; Tetrahymenidae. The record is from RefSeq and is a predicted model, not a curated record. The transcript is spliced from 3 exons. Gene Ontology annotation, cellular component: nucleolus; nucleus.